Molecule: messenger RNA, 474 nt
Organism: Aspergillus glaucus CBS 516.65
Lineage: Eukaryota; Fungi; Ascomycota; Eurotiomycetes; Eurotiales; Aspergillaceae
Product: ankyrin repeat domain-containing protein
Exons: 1
Molecular function (GO): protein binding
Source: RefSeq, a predicted model, not a curated record
GGCAAUACGGCUUUGCAUUUUGCUGUCAAAUCAGGUCGUCCUGCCGUUGUGGAAAUGUUGCUACAUUCCAACAGCCUGAAUCCAAACGCACAAAACAAGAAAGGCAAAACAGCUCUAUCUAGUACAACGGAUCCGGAUAUGAUUAGUGUCCUUCUCCAAUCUGGCAAAGUCGACCCUAAUCUGUGUGACUUUUCUGGACAAACGCUGUUUCAUGAUAGUGUACAUGGUAUUUUAUCAAAAAGAAAUAGUAGCACUAUUUACAAAUUACUGUUUGAGUUGGAUGGGGUGAGCCCGGAUCCAAAAGAUGAAUCCGGCCGCACACCACUAUUCUUUGUAGCACUGUUUGACAAGGAGAUCAUUGUCAAGAUGCUGCUUGAGAUGGGAAAGGUUAAUCCUGAGUGUGAAGACUGCUUUGGUUGGACACCACUUCAGUGUGCUCAAAAGAAAGAGAAAAAAAAGGACACCAGGCUAUUG